CGGGAGGGGCCAGGAGGUUGCACAAACCUUCCUGUGCGGGCCCCAGGCCGCCUGCUUCACCUCUCCUGGCCUCACCUCGCCGGGCCUCCCGGGGCUCUGCCUCCUCUCUGGCUGGCAUCUUCCUCGGCUGUGGAUCUAUGGUGGAGGCUGCUGGCCCCGGACACAACCCCGUCCUCAGCCGGCUGCUGAGUCAAACUCCAAGCUCCUCCCUUCCCUCCUGUAGUCACCGCCGAGCCGGGGAGAGCCGGGGGCUGCUGGCUGGCGUCCACCCCGCCCGAGACCCGAGAGGGGGACACACUGGGCCAUGAUCACGCAGCUGCACUUCCGAGAUGCCUUCUGGUGCAGGGACUUCACGGCGCACACGGGUUACGAGGUGCUGCUGCAGCGGCUGCUGGACGGCAGGAAGAUGUGCAAAGACGUGGAGGAGCUCCUGAGGCAGAGGGCGCAGGCGGAGGAGCGGUACGGGAAGGAGCUGGUGCAGAUCGCGCGGAAGGCGGGCGGCCACACGGAGAUCAACUCCCUCAGGGCUUCCUUUGAUGCACUGAAGCAGCAGACGGAGAACGUGGGCAGCGCCCACAUGCAGCUGGCGCUGGCCCUGCGCGAGGAGCUGCGGAGCCUGGAGGAGUUCCGGGAGCGGCAGAAGGAGCAGAGGAAGAAGUACGAGGCGGUCAUGGACCGUGUGCAGAAGAGCAAGCUGUCGCUCUACAAGAAGGCCAUGGAGUGCAAGAAGGCGUAUGAGCAGAAGUGUCGCGACGCGGACGACGCUGAGCAGGCCGCGGGCCGCCUGGGCGCCGGCGCCCCCCAGAAGCAGAUAGAGAAGAGCCAGAAUAAAGCCAAGCAGUGCAAAGACUCAGCAACUGAGGCAGAACGAGUGUACAGGCAGAGCAUCGAGCAGCUGGAGAGGCUGAGGGGCGAGUGGGAGCAGGAGCACCGGGCCACCUGCGAGGCCUUCCAGCUCCAGGAGUUUGACCGGCUGACCAUUCUCAGGAACGCCCUGUGGGUUCACUGCAACCAGCUCUCCAUGCAGUGCGUCAGAGAUGACGAGCUCUAUGAGGAGGUGCGGCUGACACUGGAGGGGUGCAGUGUGGACACAGACAUCAACAGCUUCAUCCAGGCCAAGAGCACGGGCACGGAGCCCCCGGCUCCAGUGCCAUACCAGAACUACUACGACCGGGAAGUCACCCCGCUGGCUGGCAGCCCGGGCGUGCCACUGGCCUGCGGCAUGAUCAAGAGGUUCUCCGGCCUGCUUCACGCAAGUCCCAAGACCACGUCCACGCAGGCCCACGCUGCCUCCACAGAGACCCUGGCCACCGCCCCAGGGUAUGACGAGGUCACGUACACAGCCAUCAGCGUGCAGGGCACACAGGGAAAUCACCAUCUGCCAGCCCGGGACUACCGCGCGCUCUACGACUACAAAGCCCAGAACUCCGACGAGCUGGACCUUUGUGCUGGUGAUGUCCUGGUGGUCGUCCUGGAAGGGGAGGACGGCUGGUGGACGGUGGAACGGAACGGGCAGCGUGGCUUUGUCCCUGGGUCCUACCUGGAGAAGCUGUGAAGGCAGCCGCGCCCACCAGGGCUGCCAGCGCUGCAGGGAAGCCCCUGCGGGGACCCCGCUCCCCCCCCAGCCUUGUCUCCUGGACAUGGGGCAGUGCUGGCUGCUCCCACAGGAAAUAAAGGAGUGUCCUCGCCCUCUGGUCUGCUCAGGAAAUAAAGGAGCGUCCUCGCUCUCUGGUCUGCUCA
This is a messenger RNA of Dipodomys spectabilis (banner-tailed kangaroo rat), 1740 nucleotides long. RefSeq names its product proline-serine-threonine phosphatase interacting protein 1 (gene Pstpip1). Gene Ontology annotation, biological process: actin filament polymerization. NCBI's taxonomy places the organism in Eukaryota, Metazoa, Chordata, Mammalia, Rodentia, Heteromyidae. Gene Ontology annotation, molecular function: actin filament binding. Gene Ontology annotation, cellular component: cytoplasm; plasma membrane; actin filament. The transcript has 15 exons. The record is from RefSeq and is a predicted model, not a curated record. The coding region runs from base 305 to 1555 and encodes 416 amino acids.